CUUUCAAUUUCGCAGGAUAGAGUCACAGAGAAGCUGGUUUUGGCGGGUCUCAAUUGCGGAGUUCGCUUAUUAAAAAAGGCAGCGUAUGCUACAGUUGGAGCGGCGUCGCAUAAUUUAAUGGGCGGAGAUUUCCUUAAAGGUGGACCGUUGGAUGGUCCUCCAGAUGGUCCAAUGGUGAUACACAAGAAAAAAGGGUAUUCUGGGACCCGCAAGGAGCUCAAAUAUUUUUCAAAAUUCAAAAACCCAAAAUGCCCUCCAAAAUCAGCACCCAUCAACGCCCAUCUUCUCUACAUUACAGAUCCAAACAUGGACAAAGAAACCCUAGACACAGCUGUUGGUACUACUCGGGGCCCCGGAGAACCCGAAUCCAUUCCCGAAGUGGAAGAAGAAGAAGAAGAAGAAGAAGUAGAAGUGGAAGAGUUGGAGAAGCUGGAGUCAGAAGCGAAAGAAAUGGCGAAGAGGAUUCUCGAAUACAGAGCCACUCUUCCGGAUCAGCUCAAAGCUACCUUAGCUUCAAUUCUUUCUGCCCAGAGACCCGUUCUUCCGGAAAUGGAUUCCGGGUCGGAUUUAGGACCUUUCAGCCAGUGUAAUCCAGGUUUAGGAGAACAGAUUAAAGCCAGUAAAUCAGCAUUGCCAACAGAAGGGGACCAAAAGAUUGCUGAGAAAGUUCGUUUAUUGAAAGAUAAAAUUUCCAGCAAUAUCUCAGCCAUGCCUAUUGUACUAAAGAGGAUGAAAGAAUGUAUGUCUAAGAUUGAGAACCUAGAUUCCUAUGAUGGAAUCAUACAUCCAGCUUUUAAAAAUAAAAGGACUAGCUGACCAAGUUUGGUUCAUGUGUUGCUCAGAUUGACUGAUGUAGAUUUUUGUACAAUGGAUCCAAACAUCAAGCUGUUGAAAGGAACCCAUUCACUGACCAAAUAUUUGUCACCAAAACCUGGACAUGGGGAUUUGAUGUGUAUAAUGUGUCAUUGAUAAUAUUCUGAAAGCAACUCUCGCACCAACUUAAUUAUUGAUUAUGAUGUAGGAAUAUAUGAUGUUGCAUAGGAUGUAUUAAUCUUCUCUCUUUCUUAUGGCAAGCAAUGUUCUGAAAUAUUAGAACGAUUGAAACUAA
Molecule: messenger RNA, 1108 nt
Organism: Hevea brasiliensis (rubber tree)
Lineage: Eukaryota; Viridiplantae; Streptophyta; Magnoliopsida; Malpighiales; Euphorbiaceae
Exons: 2
Coding region: 118-816 (232 amino acids)
Source: RefSeq, a predicted model, not a curated record